Glycine soja is the source of this 967-nucleotide messenger RNA. RefSeq names its product vacuolar iron transporter homolog 4-like. Gene Ontology annotation, molecular function: iron ion transmembrane transporter activity; manganese ion transmembrane transporter activity. Bases 93 to 761 code for a protein of 222 amino acids. NCBI's taxonomy places the organism in Eukaryota, Viridiplantae, Streptophyta, Magnoliopsida, Fabales, Fabaceae. The transcript has a single exon. Gene Ontology annotation, cellular component: membrane. The record is from RefSeq and is a predicted model, not a curated record. Gene Ontology annotation, biological process: intracellular manganese ion homeostasis.
UUUCAUCAAUAAAUACCCUUCUUAGUUAGCGUGUGUUGUUCACAUCCUCCAUUAGAUAUCUCUUCCUCAAGCACACGUUCACCCUUUUUAUCAUGGCAUUAGAUCACUCAUCCCUCAACCAACCCAAAUUUGUCCAUCCAAACAAUGACCUUGAGCAACAAGAAGCCCUAGAGGUUGAAACGAAGGACUUUGACUACUCAAAGCGAUCUCAAUGGCUACGUGCUGCUGUUUUAGGAGCCAAUGAUGGGUUGGUCUCAACAGCAUCACUAAUGAUGGGUGUGGGAGCAGUGAAGCAAGACAUCAAAGUUAUGAUCCUAACAGGGUUUGCAGGGCUAGUUGCUGGGGCAUGCAGCAUGGCCAUAGGUGAGUUUGUGUCGGUGUAUUCGCAAUUGGACAUAGAAGUUGCUCAAAUGAAAAGAGAGAAAGAAAGGGACAGUAUAGAUCAAGAUCAGGAAGAUGAUGAUGGUGAUGAGAAAGAGAAAUUGCCAAACCCUAUGCAUGCUGCAGCAGCAUCAGCUCUUGCAUUUUCAGUUGGUGCAAUGGUGCCUCUCCUUGCAGCCUCUUUCAUAAGGGACUAUAAGGUGAGGCUAGGUGUGGUUUUGGGAGCAGUGAGUUUAGCUCUUGUGGUGUUUGGUUGGUUGGGGGCAGUGUUGGGUAAGGCUCCAACAUUUAGGUCUAUUGUGAGAGUCUUGCUUGGGGGUUGGCUAGCCAUGGCUAUUACUUUUGGGCUAACCAAGUUAAUUGGGUCAAGUGGUCUUUAGCUUGAUCUUGAUCCCUAUGUCAAUUAAGUGUAUUCUAUAUAUGUCCUUUUAUCGUCUUUUCUUUUUUGGAUGUUACCAGCAUUGGAACCCGUUAUGAAUCUUAGGACAAAAAAAGGUUUAUCAUCUCUCUUGCAGGGUCGCCUCAUUUUUGUUUUUCACAAUAAAUGGUGGGGUGAGACGUGGAUAUAAGAAAGUUGGCUUGGUAA